AUGAAUCCAUCAACACCUGAAUUUCAAUAUUCUUUUAUUCCAUAUGAAAUAUCAUCUAAAAUAGUUAGUUACUUGAAUACCUGGAACAAGCAACAUGAUUACCCUUGGCAGUACAAUCGUGAAGAUAAUGAAAUUGAGAUGGUUUUAUUUGUUUCUAAUAAUCUUAAAACGAGAGAUUCUGAAACCCAGGCCAUUUUUAAAAAGGAUAGGUUUUAUUCAGUUGGCAAAAAGAUUGUGUCUAGGUAUUAUGGAGUUUCAACUGGCUUGACUAUUUUUAAUAAAGUUCCUAAUUCGAAUAAAUGUCUGUUGAUGAUUUCUCUGGUUGGAGUUCCUCAAGAAUUAUCUCAAGUAGUAGAAGAUGACGAGAAUGCCGUAUUGAAUAUUUUGAUAGAUAAUUAUGUUGGCCAAGAUCUUGAUUCUGAUAUUAAAGUUAUAUUUCAGUACUUAAAUUCUUGGUUUAUAAGUUUAAAAAGUAUAAUUCAUUCGUUAGAUUUGUUUAUUUUUGUUUUAGGACAAUUGAAAGUUAUUAAUAAUGAUUUUUACAUAUACACGAAAGAUAUUAAUUGUAUUAGUACCCAAUCUUUACUGAGGAGAAAUUCUGAUGACAAAUUAUACAGUUUAUCAAAAAAUAUUAAUAAGGCCUGGUCAAAACUUAUUGCCACUCAUUGUAAUAUUAUUGAAAAUCAAAGAGAAUCUUCUGAAGUUGGAAUAUCAUCUUCUGUAGUUUUAAAUAAUGAAAAUACCUUUUCUUCAAAAUGUGUGAAAAUUGAACUUGCUAAUAAGUCUAUAAGUGUUUUUAAUGGUGUUAAAAGGAGUAAUGAUAAGAUUAACAAAACUGAAGCAAUGGCUAAAAGAGGAAGGCAUAAGAAGAACAUUUGUAAUGAUAAGAAGGGAAAGGGUUACGUGAGCAGAUUUUUACAUAAUACUUCAAAAUUAAAUAUUGACAGUAGAGAAGAAUAA
Molecule: messenger RNA, 960 nt
Organism: Diversispora eburnea
Lineage: Eukaryota; Fungi; Glomeromycota; Glomeromycetes; Diversisporales; Diversisporaceae
Source: the annotation of a GenBank genome assembly